Diversispora eburnea is the source of this 369-nucleotide messenger RNA. The record is from the annotation of a GenBank genome assembly. NCBI's taxonomy places the organism in Eukaryota, Fungi, Glomeromycota, Glomeromycetes, Diversisporales, Diversisporaceae.
AUGGUUAAACGUAUACGGUCUGAUGCUGUUCCAUUAUCUUCAGAAGAUUAUAAAGGGCAAGAAGUUUGUAUAGUUGAAUGGUACCAACCGAUACCAGAUACAAUGGUAGUUUCAAAUCAAAAUUUAUCUAUACCUGAAUCGUGCUCAUCAAUGGAAUCAACACAGUCAAAUAUCGAUCAAGGCACUUUCACUGAUAAAGACGACAUGGAAAAUUCUAUUGUUGCUUCUAAUAAAUGGAUAAAGAAAAGAAAAUCAAAAUCUGAGACUUCUAAUUUACCUAAAAUAGAGGAUAUGGAUGACUUAUAUACUUUGAUAGAGCAAGAACGCAAAGGAAUGGAAGAAACCUUACGCGAAUCAGAAAGUGAUUAA